GCGAUUGACGUACUAUAUUGUUGAUUUGAUAGUUUAUGAAAGUGCCGGCCGAUAAGGGAGAUAACAAAAUAAACGAAUUGCCAAUAAUAAACUGAGAUCAACAAAAUAUAAUCAAACUCGAUUUUUAGUCAUUAGCCUUAUUGUGCGUAAAAAUGUUUUUCCAAAAUUCUAAUAAAAUCUCUUGCCUUGAAAGUGACCCGGCAAGAGUAGCCAGAGAAAUGCAAUCGCUUUUAAAAUGGUUAGCGGAUAAUCCAAACAUCAAUGCUCGCAUGGAUUAUGAGAAUUUAACAUUUUUUUUACGUAGUUGCAAAUAUGACUUGGAACGUACCAAAAAGAAGAUCAAAUGUUUCUAUCAAAUGCGAGCCGAACGUCCCGAAUGGUUUUGUCAACGUAAUCCAUUUCUGCCCGAAGUACAACAAUUACUUGAACUGGGUGUUUUUUUACCGAUCGACGGCGUAGACGAUGAACAACGUAAAGUCGUAGUCGUUCGAACAGCGGCACAUGAUCCAAAAUUGCAUACGCAGAACAAUGUCUUUAAAGUAAGCAAAAUGAUUUUAGAUUUAUUAUUGCACAUGGAAAUGGAAAAUUGCUCCCGCGGUAUUGUGGCAAUUUUUGAUAUGAAUGGCGUUCAAUUAGGUCAUGCUUUGCAAUUGAAUCCUAUAUUAAUUAAAAGAUCCGUUGAGAGCUGGCAAGCUUAUCCAUGUCAACCCAAAAAAUUGGAAUUUGUGAACUCACCGACUCAUGUUAAUUUGGUAUUGAAUACAUUCCGCGUAUUUAUGACAUCGAAAAUGCGUUCUCGUGUUCUUGUACAGAAAUAUGGUUGUUCAAUAAAAUGCGCCAAUUUACCUAAAGAAUUGGGUGGAAAUGGUCCCGAUUAUACAGAGUUGACAAUUAAAUGGAAAUGUUUAGUUGAAGCAAAUUCCAAAUUCUAUCAAGAGGAUGAAAAAUAUAAAAGUAUAUUAAAAAAUUAACUAAAUGAGGAGGAAAAUUGAAGCUUCACGGAACAAAGUUUACAAAGGGGGGAUCAAACUGUAAAAAAGUAUUAAUAAAAAGUUAAGUCGCGAAGAUAUAAUAAACAAGAAGGAUAAAGAGUAAGUUUUAAGAAAAGAAGA
Messenger RNA from Glossina fuscipes, 1112 nucleotides. RefSeq names its product retinol-binding protein pinta (gene pinta). NCBI's taxonomy places the organism in Eukaryota, Metazoa, Arthropoda, Insecta, Diptera, Glossinidae. The record is from RefSeq and is a predicted model, not a curated record. Gene Ontology annotation, molecular function: phosphatidylinositol bisphosphate binding. Bases 153 to 971 code for a protein of 272 amino acids. The transcript is spliced from 2 exons. Gene Ontology annotation, cellular component: membrane.